GGAACUGGGGAAGCCGUCGUCUUCCUUGAGAUCUCUCCCAAGCUAUCUAACGUACGAAAUCCUUCACUUUGAAUAUCUCCCAAUGGGAUUUGGAGCACUGCGAAGCUUCAUUCGACCUCUCUCAAGAACCCUAAUAUCUCGCGCUUCGACUCGCAUUGCGUCGGCUUCAUCUUCGUUGGGCGGCUCCCCAUCUCCAAAACCCCAGCUUCGCUUUCCUCUCGGUUUCUUGCUUCACCGCCCAUCUCCAUGGACUCAGUUCGCCAACCAUUUGCACGGAUUGACGAGCAGCUUGACGGACACUCGAUUCCCAAAGCGAAGACCCGUUGACAAACCCCGUCGGAAAAGGGCCGCCUUGAGACCCCCAGGGCCAUAUGCUUGGGUGAAAUAUGUUCCGGGGGAGCCAAUCCUCCCUAACAACCCUAACGAAGGAAGUGUGAAGAGAAGGAAUGAGAAGAAGCGCAUGAGGCAGCGCCGCGAAUUUAUAAAGGUAGAGGCAAAAAAGAGGAAAGCUCAAUUGCAAGAAGCUAACAGGAAGAAGAGAAACAAGAGGGUAGAACGUAAAAUGGCUGCAGUUGCAAGGGAUAGAGCAUGGGCCGAGAGACUGGCUGAGCUGCAGUUGCUCGAGGAAGAGAAGAAGAGAACGAUGGCAUAGUUUGUUCUGCCUGGCCCCACAUUUGCAGAUGAUAAUGCUUGCCUGUACUUUUGGUCUGUGAUAAUCUGAACUUUAAACUUGUUUCCCAUAAGAUCAGUGUAUGGUUUUCCUGCUAAUAUGUUGGACAAGAGAGCCACUAUUUGUUUCAGAACAAUUCGACAAAGGACCUUUCUUUUUCUUUCUUGCAAAUCUAAAA
Molecule: messenger RNA, 848 nt
Organism: Tripterygium wilfordii
Lineage: Eukaryota; Viridiplantae; Streptophyta; Magnoliopsida; Celastrales; Celastraceae
Exons: 3
Coding region: 83-652 (189 amino acids)
Cellular component (GO): mitochondrion
Source: RefSeq, a predicted model, not a curated record